UUUUGAUUGGAAAUGCCACAUAGUGAGAUUGGUCGCCCAAGAUUCUUGCAGAAAAGAGAAACUUCUAAACCUUAAGAAUGGAGAAGUCAUGGUUGUUAUGGACUGGGCAAUGAAAUUCCUCCCUUUAUUGUUCAGAGAAAAACAAAGUGAUUGGUUUGGACAGAAGGGGCUGAAUUGGCAUGUAACUGUUUGUGUUUUUAAAGAUUAUGAAAAUCAGCUUAAGCAUCGUACAUAUGUUCAUGUUAUGGAUGGUGUUAAACAGGAUUGGUACAGUGUAGCAUGUAUGCUGCAACAUGUACUAUUAGCUCUGAAAAAGCAACAACCUACUGUGACAACAGCAUUUUUGAGAAGUGACAACGCAGGGUGUUACCACUGCAGUAAUUUAUGGCAUGCUGUUCCAGCAAUAUCAGAAGAAACAGGUGUAAAUAUACAAAGGUACGACUUUAGCGAAUCACAGGAUGGCAAGUCAUAUUGUGAUGCCAAAAUAGCACACAUGCGAGCAAAGCUGAGGAAAUAUGUAAGCAAUGGGGGCAACAUAUCAUGCUCUGCAGAUAUGAAGAAGGCUUUGGAUGACGGAGAGGGUGUUCCAGGAUGUCAAAUUGCCCAUGUUGACAUUCCUCUACCAGUAGAUCAAUUGACGCUCCAGCGUAAAAUAAAGGGAAUUACCAAGAUUUCAAACGUACAAUUUGAAAACUGGUGCCAAUUAAAAUAUUGGAAAAACUACAACAUUGGUGAAGGUCAAACUAUGUCAAUAACUCCAAUUAAUCUUGAGUCAACUUUAAAUGUUUUGUCAGACUUUAAAGUACCUUGUAAAGAUACUGGAAAUAUACUAGCUGCCCGAGAAAAACAACCCUCUGAGGAAAGUCAGUCUGAUGUUAAUCUGACUUGUCCGGAACACAACUGCAAUGCAGUAUUGCAUUCAUAUUCAGAGCUUAAUGACCACUGUUUUGUUGGUGACCAUCACUACAUGUCCACUUUUGAUGGAAUCAAAAUGAAAUGGCGUGACAUAUGUCUAGAUAUAGAUACAACUUCGUCAAAAACAAAACACAGUACCCUUUCAGCCGGCACGAGUGAAUUGUCCCUUGGAUGGGCAUUGAAAAAGGAUAGAAAAAAUCAUCGUUUUUCAGAGAAGGUAAAAGUUUACCUGAAAGGUGUAUUUGAUGAGGGUGAAAGUAGUGGCAACAAAGCCAACCCAGUUAAUGUUUCUCGGAACAUGAGAGUUUGCCAUGAUGGGGAUGGAAUGAAAAUGUUUACACCAAAAGAAUACUUACAACCUAGUCAAAUCACUUCCUAUUUUUCAAGACUAGUAGUGCUGUCCAGAGCUCCAGCAACAGAUGUAGUUGAAGACGAUAUUGACAGCACCAUAGCUAUAAUUAAUCAAGCUGAAGCAUUGGAAGAACUUGUUAAUAUUUUUGUUUGAGAGUGCUUGCUGUAAAAUUUAUAAGUUAUUGCUUGCAUAUAUAAUUAUGAUUUCAUUUAAGGAGCAACUGUAAUAAUUUUUCUUUCCAUGGAGAAAUAGCAUAAAAAAGGUGGUGCACACUA
Mytilus trossulus (common blue mussel) is the source of this 1542-nucleotide messenger RNA. RefSeq lists its product as uncharacterized. NCBI's taxonomy places the organism in Eukaryota, Metazoa, Mollusca, Bivalvia, Mytilida, Mytilidae. The coding region runs from base 89 to 1420 and encodes 443 amino acids. The transcript is spliced from 3 exons. The record is from RefSeq and is a predicted model, not a curated record.